Molecule: messenger RNA, 2357 nt
Organism: Rhineura floridana
Lineage: Eukaryota; Metazoa; Chordata; Lepidosauria; Squamata; Rhineuridae
Gene: CDIN1
Product: CDAN1 interacting nuclease 1
Exons: 14
Coding region: 442-1581 (379 amino acids)
Biological process (GO): erythrocyte differentiation
Cellular component (GO): cytoplasm; nucleus
Source: RefSeq, a predicted model, not a curated record
AAACGCAGGUGUUUCCGGGCCAUACAAGAAUGGCUUCCUAGGAAUGACAAGAACCAGCACUAAACGUGCGUGAGAGAGAACAGGCAAGAGAUUUCUGUGUCACCUUCUUCCUUUUCCUCCCGCAGCAGCAGUUCCCAGACCCAAAGAAGAGGCCGAGUUUCACUCUCAGCGCGCCAAGAGCGACAAGGGAGGGAGGAGCUGCCAGAGCCGCGCAUGAGCGCCGCUCGUUUCCCGGCUGUGGGCGCGAACCUGAGUCGGGGCAGAGGCUUUAUUUUGGUUGGUGUGCUUCACCAACGCUUCCACCCCAAAGCGGGGAGCUAAAGGCCGGAAGGGUAUUACCCGGGCUUUCCUGCAACAGCCCUUCACGCGCUCUGUGUUUAAAUCUACCGCCGCCACGGCCUCUCUUCGUCUUUCUCCGUCCCAAGGGCGUGUGGAGAGGCAAUGAAGCUGACGAAAGCCCAGUACGAAGAGAUUGCCCAGUUCCUGGAUCGGGUUCCCCCAACUAGGCAGAGCAUGAGGAAACUGAAGGACAGAUUCCCUAGCAUUGACUGUAGCACUUCCAAGAAAGACAGCUGGGACAUUCAAGAGUUGAUUGAAAGUCAAUCGCAGUCCACUCUGCUGAGCAUCUUCUCCCAGGAGUACCAGAAAUUAAUCAAAAGAACACAUAUCAAACAUCACACUCCAGAGGCAACUGAAACUUACUAUCAAAGGUACUUGAAUGGUGUAAUGAAAAAUGCAGCUUCUCCUGUAUUAUUGGACCUGGCCAAUGAGGUGGACUUUGCCCCAUCGCUGAUGGCUCGAAUAGUGUUGGAAAGAUUUCUACAAGAACAAGAAGGAUUGAUACCUUCCAAAACUCUUAUAAACAGUAUGCUGCGGGACCCUUCUCAGAUUCCAGAUGGAAUUCUAGCAAACCAGGUCUAUCAGUGUACUGUGAAUGACUGUUGUUAUGGACCACUGGUGGACUGCAUCAAACAUGCAAUUGGAUAUGAGCAUGAAGUCUUACUUCAAGAAAUGCUGUUGGAGAAAAAUAUAUCUUUUUUAGCUGAAGAUCAGUUACGUGCGAAGGGUUAUGACAAAACACCAGAUUUCAUAUUAGAAGUGCCAGUUGAUGGAUGGAAGGCUGAGUGGACCUCGACCCCUUUUACCGGAGAUUUGACUUCCUCCUUCCAUUGGAAUCGAACUCCAGCCGUGAGCAGAGCUUUUGGCUGCGUUACCGCUGCUUACCACUCUGCGCCACGGAGGAUAUUUUAUAAUGCUGUAGAAGGCCAUAUCAUUCAUUGGGUUGAAAGCAAAGCUUCUUUUGGUGAUGAGUGCAGCCACCAAGCCUACCUACAUGACCAAUUUUGGAGCUACUGGAACAGAGCAUCUGAAGGCACAUGUGGCCAGCUCCCUGCUGAAGCUAAGCAGGGUCAGGUCUGGUCAGUGCCUGGAUGGGAGACCGCUUGGGAACUAUAUGUCUCUUAUCAUGAAAAGAAAGAUUUGGUCCUGGACUUGUUAUCUAUUGGUAUGGAUUUAUCGAGGAGUUGGAUUGUCAUCGCAAUCGUGGUAUCUUGCUCAAAGAUUGCUUCCCUACAGACAUAGUUACUCUUUGAGAUUUCAAUGGGGGUGGAAGAAAUUUUGGAGGAAAAGGCGAAUCCGGAAGCAAUUUUACUUUCCUGCAGUAUAAACUACUGGCAACAUCUGCCCUGAACUUCAGUUGAACUCUCUCUGCCUGGGAUCACACUACUACUACUUUAGACAAACACAUCAAGGGUUUCUGCUUUACUUCAACCCUCUGCAGAUGCAAGCAGCCAAAAAAUACAGACACAGCCCAAACAUUAUCAGCAUUUCUGUCUCUGUCAAACAGUUUAUAGAUAGCCGUAAUCUUUCUUCCUUCCGGAUGGCUUCUCCUUGCACUUUCAACAAAAGAAGAAAUGUGGAGGCUAAAAAGGUGUGGCUUUCAGUUUUCCUCCCUGUUACGAAGUCACUUUUUAAAAAAAAAAAUCUGUCACACAAACCUUUUUCUGGUAAAUGUUAAAAAUCUAAGUAAUACAAACUUGUUUGACGGUUAGUCUUCAAUUCUUAAUGGUCAUGUUGUGCCAAACUAGUACAAGCUGAUAUAGGUUAGGAAAGUAAGUCAUCUGGCAAUGCAUUGUUUUAACUCUGAACUUUCAGGCUUUCUGGGCACAAAGCCAAACAGUUGAUACUGUUAAUGUAAUUUUAAUUACUGGUUUGUACCUCAUUUCAUGUUGUUAAAAGCAAAAACAUAAUUGUAGAAAUACUUUUUUUCUCUUGUGUAUCUGGUUUUUAAAUUAAAAGUCAGAUAUUGUAUAGUCUACAUUAAGGUGUAAUGGACAUUUUAAUGUUUUAAAAUAAAG